Messenger RNA from Meriones unguiculatus (Mongolian gerbil), 1566 nucleotides. Its product is annotated as C-type lectin domain family 4 member A-like. The coding region runs from base 237 to 938 and encodes 233 amino acids. The transcript has 5 exons. The record is from RefSeq and is a predicted model, not a curated record. Lineage: Eukaryota; Metazoa; Chordata; Mammalia; Rodentia; Muridae.
CUGAGUAGGUUUGAGGGCUACAAUUUUUAUUUUGAAGAGGUUACAUCCUGUGCAUGGCCUGAGGGAUUUCAAGCUGUGGGUUCUCAUUCUCAUGUGGUUUAUCCCAGUGGGACCAGCCUCUUCUCUCUUACAACCAUGUGAUCUGAGAACUUAUCACAGUGUGUGGUACUCACACACUACAAGCUUUAGAGGAAAGAGGAGGUGAGCUUUCUGAGAGAAGCAGGUCUCUUUUUGAUAUGGCUUCAGAAAUUACUUAUGCGGAAGUGAAGUUCAAGAAUGCAUCCAACUCCUCUGGCACCCACUCAGAUUCUUCUGCAGCUCCCAAAAAGAACCCCACCCAUCAUCAAAGUAAGCCUGGUUCCCCCUCGCUGCUUUUUACAUCACUGAUGGUAUUUUUUCUGCUGUUGGCAAUCUCAUUCCUAGUUGCUUUUAUCAUUUAUUUUCAAAAGUACUCUCAACUUCUUGAAGAAAAAAAAGCUAUAAAAAAUCUACCUCACAAAGGCUUGACCUGCAUAAAAGACAGUUCACCCAUGGAUGUCUGGAGCUGUUGUCCAAAGGAUUGGGAGCCAUUUGGUUCCCAGUGCUACUUCACUUUGAAGAACUCAAAUUGGAGUGAAAGUAAGAAUCGGUGCUCCCUCAUGGGGGCUCAUCUGCUGGUGAUCUACAGCCAGGAAGAACAGCUUGAGCCUCCUUCCUCAUUCCUUCCCAAUCCCACUCUCCCUCUUUCUUCUCCUCCCAUGUCCCUCCCCAAAUCCACUGAUAGGGGAGGUCCUGCUCCCCUUCCUUCUGAUCCUAACCUAUCAGGUCUCAUCAGGACUGGCUGCAUUGUCUUCCUCUGUGGACUGGUAAGGCUGAAAUUUGCAGGCAAAUGGUGGGAACUAGAAAAGAUCAUCCUGAGUGAGGUAUCCCAGAAGCGGAAAGACACACACGGUAUAUAGUCACUUAUAAGUGGAUAUUAGACAUAUAAUAUAGGAUAAACAUAUUAAAAUCCGUACACCUAAAGAAGCUAAGUGAGAAGGAAGCCCCUGGGUAAGAUGCUCAAUCCUCAUUAAGAAAGGCAAAUGGAAUGGAUAGCGGAAAAGGGAGAAAACAGGGAAUAUGCACAACUUUCAAGAAUAGUGUUGGUGAAGAAAAGAGGGGAGUGAGUCUGAGAUGAGAAUUCAUUAUUAUCAUGGUCAAAGACUGUUUGCAGUCUCAUGAAAAUAUGAGUGAUGACUUUAGCUGUGUCCUGAUCAGCCAGAGAAGACAUGCACUCCUGAGGGUGGUGGGGGCUCUUCUAUUCCUUGGUUCUUUCUUUGUCUUCUUAUCUCUACAUGACCAGAGGGGAAAAUCAGUCUAAAUAUCAAGUGUACCUCUAAAAUGUACAAUUACUGUAUAUUAAUGUAAAAUUUGAAAAAUAUUUAAGGGCCUUACAGAGAUGAACUAGGAUUUGAUUAUUAUGUAUUUGCAUAUUUGCAUCAUAUCAAACCCAAUAAUUUUGUAUCAUUAAAAUAAUAAAGGUCUUUUAAAAAAUUAUAUUGCAGAAAAAGAAGUGCUCAGUCCAGGCUGAAAGCUGAUUCUUUCUUU